Molecule: messenger RNA, 5136 nt
Organism: Paramuricea clavata
Lineage: Eukaryota; Metazoa; Cnidaria; Anthozoa; Malacalcyonacea; Plexauridae
Source: the annotation of a GenBank genome assembly
AUGUCAGAUGUACCAUGGGAAAGCGAAGAGAAACGAAACUACAUUUGUAUGCAGAAUAUUAUCGUUGAUGUUGUCAGUGAAGGAUUGAGGAAAUUUUUUAAAAACGAAUGGAAUACUCGUUAUCAGGCAAGUUUCGGAGCAUGGGAUGACACCAACGUAAGUGGACUGCAGUUGUUUCACCUGGAAAAGGCACGAUCAAGACCAAACAAGAACAUGUACCAGGCAAAAUUUCAACAUGGAGAUACAAAUCAAUGGGACUGCACUGUGCUUUUUGACGCAAUUCUGUACUCAAACGCGAUUGGUAAAUCAAGCCUUAAACCAACAAUUAAGACUGAAGUGGACAAUAUUCGAAAUAUGCGAAAUAAAAUUAUGCAUGCUGAAGAAACAACCCUAUCUGAUGCUGACUUGCAAACCAUGAUCAGUGAUCUCGAAAAGGCAUUUAAAGCCCUCAGUAUUCCAAUUAAUGAUAUCACGCAAAUGAAAAUGAAGAGAAACCUUUACAAAUCAUUUAAAGUUUUACCUUCAAAGCCAACCCACGAAGUUGUUUACCGUUCUGAGAAGGUUAAGGAAAUACAACAAGAACUGCAGACGUUACGCAUUGAUAGCGACAGCAAACUUACGUAUUUCUAUAUUUCCGGAAAUCCCGGAAGUGGAAAAUCGCAGCUAUCCCGGCAACUGGGAGAGGAUUUGUUCAAAGACGUAAAUUUUGAAACACAGACAACAUUUGUAAUGACUCUGCACGCAAAAGAUUUAAACACUCUCCUUCAUUCGUAUGAAGAUUUUUGCCGACGUCUAAAUUGUUCUGAGAGUGUAUUGAGAAAUGUAAUGAAUUCGUCCAAAACAAACAAAGAAAAGAUCGAAGAUUUAAGAUCACUGAUUGAAAGCAGAAUCAGAAACUGGAAAAGAUGGUGGAUUAUAGUAGACAAUGUGGACAAUCUCGAGGAUAUUUCACCCUUACUACCUCAAAUGGGCGACGAGGUUUGGAGUAAUGGUCAAAUUAUAUUAACAAUUCAGAAUACAAAUGCAGUCCCUUCUGACAGUCUGUUAACUAGGCAUAUUUCACUCAGUCGUGGCAUGAAUUACCAAGAAUGUCGUCAGUUACUUUCCAUAUUAUCAGAAACUGAUGUUAAUGAUCCAUUGUUUGAUGAAGUUGCUGACAAAUUAGAUCACCAACCUUUGGCUAUGGCCGCAGCAGCUGUAUACUUCAGGAAAGUCAUUGAGACAAAUUGUUGUCCAAAAUUUUCGUGGCAAGAUUAUUUAGAGAAGUUAAAAAGUAAAAGAAUAUGCACAGAAGAACAUCUUUACCAAACCAGUAAAGCUUAUCCAUCCACCAUGACUGCGGCAGUGUCCCUAGCUGUUGAAAAAUCAGUGGAAAACAAUUUCAUUUUAAAUCACACGUUCAAUCUUUUUUCCCUGAUCUCUUUUGAACCGUUGCCUGUUGAUAUUAUUGUCAAAUACAUUCAGCAACUUGAUGAAAACUGUGAUAAAGAGGUAAUUUAUUUGGCCUUGAAAGGUUGUUCGCUUUUUCUUCUUACUGAAACUGAAGAUUGCGAUGUCUGGCAGCAUCGUGUUGUCCAUGAAGCAACUAAAUCGCUAAGUGAUUGCAAAAGACCGCAAACUACAAACAAUUCUCAGAGUAGCAUUCCAAAUAAAACAACGAAAGUCGACGCUUUAACUGAAGUUAAAAAUGUUUUAAACGCACUUUAUCUUUUCGAAGACAGGGAUGAUAAAAUCAAAAUGAUUCCACAUUUGAAGGCAUUUAAUACGGCAAUUCAAAAACUAUUUCCGGAAAAAGACUCGUUAUAUUUAAUUAGCUCAAGCUUUACAAAACCUGAAAUAUUUAGGAUAUAUCUUCUCUUUGGGAAAACUUUAGCCAACAACUGCGAAUAUAAACUCGCUGUCGAAUUUCAUGAAACAAAUGUUGAGAUCUCGCAAGAUUCAAAAAGCGACAGGGCUUGUCUAUUUAACGAACUUGGUAAUUUAUACGGACGACUGGCCGAAUUCGAUAUGGCCCUGGUUUAUCACCAGCAGGCACUGGAAAUUCAAGAGGAACAACUUGGAACAAACCAUGUUGAUGUUGCACUUACUUAUAACAACAUUGCCCAAGUGUACAAUAAAAAAUGGGAUCUGGACCAGGCUAAUGAUUAUUACCAACGAGCACUGGAAAUUCAAGAGAAACAACUUGGUCCAAACCAUGUUGAUAUGGCACGCACUUAUAGGAACAUUGGUGUAGUGUACAGUAAAAAAGGGAACCAGGACCAGGCUAAUGAUUAUUUCCAACGAGCACUGGAGAUUCAAGAGAAACAACUUGGUCCAAGCCAUGUUGAUGUUGCACUUACUUAUAACAAUAUUGGGCUAGUGUAUUAUCAUAAAGGUGACCUGGACCAGGCUAAGGAUUAUUACCAACGAGUACUGGAAAUUAAAGAGAAACAACUGGGUCCAAACCAUGUUGAUGUUGCAAAUACGUAUAACAACAUUGGAGUAGUGUACAGGAAAAAAGGGGACCUGGACCAGGCUAAUGAUUAUUUCCAACGAGCACUGGAAAUUGAAGAGAAACAACUUGGUCCAAACCAUGUUGAUGUGGCACUUACGUAUAGCAACAUUGGCCUGGUGUAUUGUGAUAAAGGGAACCUGGACCAGGCUAAUGAUUAUUACCAACGAGCACUGGAAAUUCAAGAGAAACAACUUGGUCCAAACCAUGUUGAUAUAGCACGCACUUAUAUGAACAUUGGGGUAGUGUACAGUAAAAAAGGGGACCUGGACAAGGCUAAGGAUUAUUACCAACGAGCACUGGAAAUUAAAGAGAAACAACUUGGUUCAAACCAUGUUGAUGUUGCAAGUACUUAUGACAACAUUGGGGUAGUGUAUUUUAAUAAAGGUGAGCUGGACCGGGCUAAUGAUUAUUUCCAACGAGCACUGGAAAUUAAAGAGAAACAACUUGGUCCAAACCAUGUUGAUGUUGCACUUACUUAUAACAACAUUGGGCUAGUGCACACUAAAAAAGGGGACCUGGACCAGGCUAAGGAUUAUUACCAACGAGCACUGGAAAUUCAAGAGAAACAACUUGGUUCAAACCAUGUUGAUGUUGCAAGUACUUAUGACAACAUUGGGGUAGUGUACAGUGAAAAAGGGGACCUGGACAAGGCUAAGGAUUGUUACCAACGAGCACUGGAAAUUCAAGAGAAACAACUUGGUUCAAACCAUGUUGAUGUUGCACGUACUUAUAACAACAUUGGCGUAAUGUACAGUAAAAAACGGGACCUGGACCAGGCUAAGGAUUAUUACCAACGAGCACUGGAAAUUAGAGAGAAACAACUUGGUCCAAACCAUGUUGAUGUUGCACUUACUUAUAACAACAUUGGGCUAGUGCACACUAAAAAAGGGGACCUGGACCAGGCUAAGGAUUAUUACCAACGAGCACUGGAAAUUCAAGUGAAACAACUUGGUUCAAACCAUGUUGAUGUUGCAAGUACUUAUGACAACAUUGGGGUAGUGUACAGUGAAAAAGGGGACCUGGACAAGGCUAAGGAUUAUUACCAACGAGCACUGGAAAUUCAAGAGAAACAACUUGGUUCAAACCAUGUUGAUGUUGCACGCACUUAUAACAACAUUGGCGUAAUGUACAGUAAAAAAACGGGACCUGGACCAGGCUAAGGAUUAUUACCAACGAGCACUGGAAAUUAGAGAGAAACAACUUGGUCCAAACCAUGUUGAUGUUGCACUUACUUAUAACAACAUUGGAGUAGUGUACAGGAAAAAAGGGGACCUGGACCAGGCUAAUGAUUAUUUCCAAACAGCACUGGAAAUUGAAGAGAAACAACUUGGUCCAAACCAUGUUGAUGUGGCACUUACGUAUAGCAACAUUGGCCUGGUGUAUUGUGAUAAAGGGAACCUGGACCAGGCUAAUGAUUAUUACCAACGAGCACUGGAAAUUCAAGAGAAAGAACUUGGUCCAAACCAUGUUGAUAUAGCACGCACUUAUAUGAACAUUGGGGUAGUGCACAGUAAAAAAGGGGACCUGGACAAGGCUAAGGAGUAUUACCAACGAGCACUGGAAAUUAAAGAGAAACAACUUGGUUCAAACCAUGUUGAUGUUGCAAGUACUUAUGACAACAUUGGGGUAGUGUAUUUUGAUAAAGGUGAGCUGGACCGGGCUAAUGAUUAUUUCCAACGAGCACUGGAAAUUAAAGAGAAACAACUUGGUCCAAACCAUGUUGAUGUUGCACUUACUUAUAACAACAUUGGGCUAGUGCACACUAAAAAAGGGGCCCAGGCUAAGGAUUAUUACCAACGAGCACUGGAAAUUCAAGAGAAACAACUUGGUUCAAACCAUGUUGAUGUUGCAAGUACUUAUGACAACAUUGGGGUAGUGUACAGUGAAAAAGGGGACCUGGACAAGGCUAAGGAUUAUUACCAACGAGCACUGGAAAUUCAAGAGAAACAACUUGGUUCAAACCAUGUUGAUGUUGCACGUACUUAUAACAACAUUGGCGUAAUGUACAGUAAAAAACGGGACCUGGACCAGGCUAAGGAUUAUUACCAACGAGCACUGGAAAUUAGAGAGAAACAACUUGGUUCAAACCAUGUUGAUGUUGCAAGUACUUAUAACAACAUUGGGCUAGUGUAUUUUGAUAAAGGUGACCUGGAUCAGGCUAAGGAGUAUUACCAACGAGCACUGGAAAUUCAAGUGAAACAACUUGGUUCAAACCAUGUUGAUGUUGCAAGUACUUUUGACAACAUUGGGGUAGUGUACAGUGAAAAAGGGGACUUGGACAAGGCUAAGAAUUAUUACCAACGAGCACUGGAAAUUCAAGAGAAACAACUUGGUUCAAACCAUGUUGAUGUUGCACGUACUUAUAACAACAUUGGCGUAAUGUACUGUAAAAAACGGGACCUGGACCAGGCUAAGGAUAAUAUAUUACCAACGAGCACUGGAAAUUAGAGAGAAACAACUUGGUUCAAACCAUGUUGAUGUUGCAAGUACUUAUAACGACAUUGGGCUAGUGUAUUUUGAUAAAGGUGACCUGGAUCAGGCUAAGGAUUAUUACCAACGAGCACUGGAAAUUGAAGAGAAACAACUUGGUCCAAACCAUGUUGAUGUUGUACUUACUUAUAACAACAUUGGGCAAGUGUACA